Camellia sinensis is the source of this 804-nucleotide messenger RNA. Lineage: Eukaryota; Viridiplantae; Streptophyta; Magnoliopsida; Ericales; Theaceae. The record is from RefSeq and is a predicted model, not a curated record.
AUGAAGGCGACUGUUCUAGCAGGAGGCCCGUUGAAUAAGGUGGCGGUGGCAAAAGGCGAAUGGAGGAGAGAGAGAGAGAAGUUGGGGCAGGUGAAGGCCCAACUUGAAAAUUUGAAGAGGGAGAGCGUAGAUUGGAGAAGGGCUGUGCGGAGUGCGUGUGCCAGGGGGUUGGAGGAGGCGAAGAAAGCGAAAAAGAUGGAAGUAUUGGCGAUCGUGGAGGGCAAUGUUGCCGACCGUGCCCAUGCUGAGCUACUUGCGGUCAAGCUGGAGCUAGAGGACGAACGCCGCAAGGUAGUGUCGCUCGAGUUCCAGCUGGCUGGCAAGCAGAAGAAGCUGCAGGAUGCUCAAAAUGCCUGCACGGUCGCCACCGAGCGGUUUGAAGAGGCUAUGAUCAACAAUGAAGAGCUGCGCGCCCAGCAGAUCAAAGAGAAGGAUGAAGCAGAUGUGAAGAUUGCUGGGCUGCAGAAGGAGCUGGAAGAUAAGCGUGCUAGGGCAAUAGAGGGGAAGGCGAGGUUGCAGGAGGAGUUGGAAGAAGAAAAAACCAAGGCAGCCUCUGAAAGGGCAGCAUACCCCGACUUGUGCAUCGCAGCAGUAGAGCAAUUCAAGGGGCCUGCUGAAUUUCAGAUGGCCAUCAAUGCCGCGGUCGCCAGCAACUUGGCAAGGGAGAUGUUCAGGCGGAAGGCAGAAGAACUGUUCUCAGACUUGGACCUUAGCGGUGUAAGGAUUGAUGAAGACGACGUGGCCCAGACCCCUCUGGAUGAGGGCGUUGAAGAAGAAGACCUUGUUUCAAGUGAAGAAGAGUGA